CAAAAGUGUACACUGAGUGUAGAUUGUAAUUUCCCCACUGGGGAUCAAUAAUUAGUAUGAAUUAAAAUGUAAAUUAAAUUAAAUGAACACAAACCGUCGUGUCACCUCCCGGACAGUAGGUGGCGACAAACGCCUGAAUGUUGCUAAGGAAACCAAAGAACUAGCAUCACAACAACAACACGGCUCGUCACGUUAGCUCAAAGAAGAGCGGAGUGAAUUUUUUUCUGCUAAUUCGGAACAUAUUAACAGGUACGCUGGAAUUUUCUGAUACCCACUCGGACAUGUCCUAUGUCUUCAUCAAUGACUCGUCGCAGACUAACGUGCCUCUGCUGCAGGCCUGCAUUGAUGGAGACCUGCCGUUCGCCAAGAGGCUCCUGGAGACGGGGUGCGACCCCAACAUCCGAGACAACCGGGGCCGCACCGGCCUGCACCUAGCCGCCGCGCGAGGGAACGUGGAGAUCUGCCGGCUCCUGCACAAGUUCGGCGCCGAUCUGCUGGCGACUGAUUAUCAAGGAAACACAGCUCUGCAUCUCUGUGGUCAUGUGGACACGAUACAGUUCCUGGUCUCCAACGGGCUGAAGAUCGAUAUCUGCAACCACAACGGCUCCACCCCUCUGGUGCUGGCGAAGAGACGCGGCGUCAACAAGGACGCCAUCCGUCUGCUGGAAGGACUGGAGGAGCAGGAGGUGAAGGGCUUCAACAGAGGACCCCACUCCAAACUGGAGACCAUGCAGAUGGCCGACAGCGAGAGUGCGAUGGAGAGCCACUCCCUGCUCAACCCCAACCUGCAGAGCAGCGAGGGCGUCCUGUCCAGCUUCAGGACCACCUGGCAGGAGUUUGUGGAGGACCUGGGCUUCUGGAGGGUCCUGCUGCUGCUGGUGGUCAUCGCCCUCCUCUCCCUGGGCAUCGCCUACUACGUCAGCGGAGUCCUGCCUUUCUCCAGCAGCCAGCUGGAGCUGGUGCACUGAGCGAGGGCGGGGCGAAGUAGAUGCACGGGAGCAAAAUAUACACGAGAAUUCUCUCAAUACCAGAACAGAAAUCCAGAUUUUUGUUGAUUGCAGCCCAGAUCUGGUCUCAUCUUGGUUUUACACAGAGAACAUCAUAAUGUAUUGUUAGUAAAGCAGUGACCCAAAAGAACAAAACUCACUUUCAUCAUUAUUAUUAACAGGAAGUGUGUCAUGUCGUGCUAAAAACACGUGUUUAAGUAUUGUGUAACAUGUCCCUUUAAAAUGAGAUCCCCGUGGAAGCUGCUUUUAAAACAGAGAGA
Messenger RNA from Etheostoma spectabile (orangethroat darter), 1267 nucleotides. It is a transcript of the gene ankrd46b, whose product is annotated as ankyrin repeat domain 46b. The record is from RefSeq and is a predicted model, not a curated record. The coding region runs from base 282 to 968 and encodes 228 amino acids. The transcript has 5 exons. Gene Ontology annotation, molecular function: protein binding. NCBI's taxonomy places the organism in Eukaryota, Metazoa, Chordata, Actinopteri, Perciformes, Percidae.